AUGACCUGUUUUGAAACCUUUUUCGCAGUUAUUCGUUAUGAAAAAAAGUCCUGCGCUCCCUUGCCUAAACACAAGGUUAAGCUGUUACGCGAAGUGCGGAACUGCUGUAAGCGCGACAGACUUUUGCAUCUAUUAGGUGCCUCUGGUGAAAAACGACGGCAGCUUCAUGAGGCUACAAUACCCACGAAUCCUGAGCCCCUAAACAAGGAUCUGGAGGUAAAUGUAGAGGUCCAGAUUAUUGACCUUAAAGAUGUCUAUGACAAGAAAACUAAGAAAGUAGCUGCCGGCUUAGAAUAUCGACUUGAAAAUCCUGUGGUGACUGUUGUGGUCCGGGCAUCUGUGGAAAUCACUAACGUCUACGUACAUGUACAGAGGUGUGCAAGAGCUGCCAUAAGAACGCACGACACUAGUGGUUCUGUUGAGCUAGAAGUAAGCACUUCGCAAAGCGAGACGAACCGACGAGUCAUUUGUGUCGAUCUUGGUUCGGUUUACAAGAAAAAAGGUGGGGAUCACUUCUACUGGUUGGAGAAGGCUGACAUCGCAGAGCGAAAUAAAUGGGAACUGACCUUUACAAUAGAGUUGAUCUCGGGAUUGACAGCCAGUGCUACAUCCAGACCAUUUCGAGUUACGACUAAAGCCAAUUACAAGAGAGGAAGUGAAGAUUAUCCAAGUGUUGGCAAAGCGCAAAAUCUUAGUUGUAAGAUCACCGUUCCAGAAAGCCAAACCAUUACGAACACUGGUGUGACCACACUCCAAGAAAGUAGAGAGAGUAAGAAGGCUAAGCUGCAAGACACUACCAUAAUGACAGAUGAUAUUGUUUGCAACGAGGUGAGUCAGGAUCUAUCACUCGUCAACCUUGAUGGAAUAGACGACGUUUCAAGGGAAGAUUCUUUGGAAGAAGAGAGAUUAAUACUGCAGCCAAACACAGUAUUAGACAGACAUCUGGUCGCAUCAUACUACAGUCAGGAGCCGAGGAUCCGUUAUGUUGUUGAACAGCCUGAGCUUCCUGCUUUGUUGAAGCUGGUGGCAAAGCGAUCUAUGCUGGUCGGGGAUCGUCGGAAGAAAGCCAGGAGAAAAAAGUCCACUGAUAAAAACUUUUGGUGGGCUUGUGGCCACUGCUUUUUUGAACGACAAAAAAAAUCGACCAUCAGAGCUCAUUUAAUUCAAGAAGUUUGUAGAAAACCAAGACUGCAAAGACAAAUGUCGAAGAGAAUACGUUCUGUUUCCGAGUUAGAACAUCGAUCCGAGCUUGACAAGUAUAGACAUGAUUCAUGGAAAAGGUCGAUAUCAAUUUGAAGAGAUCUUUAGCUUAGAAAUUUAAAAAAGAGGUUUAUAACAUAAAUGAGAACGUUGUUACAUCUUUUUAAAAUAUCUUUUUUAAUAGUUUCAACUACGUCCUGUGGUUUACAAUUUGCAGAACAUUCGAAUCGGUAAGAGUCCUUAUUGGAAAAAACACAAGUUCUUUUCCUUUGACCCGUACUUUCUUGCCUAAACAACAGGCUUGAGAUGUAACGCGUUGUGCGGAACCACUGUAAGCCUUUAUAAGAGACUUUAUAACUAGAGUAAGCACAUUUCAUGACAUAUCAUUUCUAUUAAUAACUGCGUGACUGGACCCACGUGUAUGUCCCGUUUCCUGUUUUACCAGGUUACUAUGGAAAAUUUCGCUCCCUCUUACAAGAAUGUCUUCGUGUCGAGCUGUAACCAGGAACAGGUUUCUUUCUCAGCAAAUUCAUGACCUGUUUUGAAACCUUUUUCGCAGUUAUUCGUUAUGAAAAAAAGUCCUGCGCUCCCUUGCCUAAACACAAGGUUAAGCUGUUACGCGAAGUGCGGAACUGCUGUAAGCGCGACAGCUAGGUCGAUCGAGUACUUUCUAGAAUUGCAUUACGUGACCACUCCGGCGGUCAUUAAUUUAUUUUUUCACUACGUGACGCCUUGAACAUUUAGAAUAUGAAUUUAAAACUCACAAAGAAGACGACCGCAUUGCCGGUCAAUGUCAUUUUGAGAAUUGAGCUGAAACCAAAAUCUUCUGCACAGUUAAAUUUUUGAAAGAAAUCUUCUGCAUUGGACGAAACCAGAACAUAAAAAUGACCAUUCUAAAGUUAGCUGUACACAACAAUCAUGACUGUCAAGAGUGAAAUGUUUACAAAGUGUUACAAAGUGUUUUCUAGACUCGUUGACCCCGACGGCGCGCUAUAGUCCGUCAAAAGCAAAUCAAGCGAGCUACGAAGUAGUCGUAACACUCGUAACCAAACAUGGAUCAAUCAUCGAGAUAUGUAAACCAGUGGGUUGAAUGGAGCGAUGUGAGGAUAGCAAGCUACGCUUGGAGAAAAGGGAAGAAAUAUAGAGAAGGCGAACGCCGAGUGAACGAUAACAAAUAUUGCACAAUCAUUGUCGAACGCCUUUUGACUAAAACCGGAACAGUCAGAGGCCAUAAUCGCCUUUUGUUAGCUAAAUUUGGGCGGUUGUUUUUAGCUUUGAACUCUGAUUUAGAAACAAGAGAAAGCUGACAUCACUAAUUUUUACCGCUAUUGCUUAAUCACUUCUGCCAUUGCAAGUUCUAUGUUUUGCUCAAGACGUUUCGGCUGGUGCUUGAGCCUUCAUCAGUUGAAAUACUAACGUUAGUACGCGUGAUUCAAAAACCAGCGCGUCGAAAGCGCGCUGAGGAAACUUCCGCGUGAAGUUUCAAGAAAACGUAGCGCGAGCGUUAUGCGCAGGCCAAAGACUUGUAGACUUCUACUCUAUUUUUAAACACAUUGGAGACUGGGCAAUGGUCUGGAUUGGAGCCAGAAUUAUAAGUUCUAGAAAACAACCUAACUCAUCACCAGUUUAUCCUAAAAUUAACUUAUUUACAUCGUUCGAACGUCUUGAAUUGAAAUACGUGACAUCCUUUGUAGUCUGGCACGCUUUCAUUGGCGGUUGGUAGUCACGCGAAAAAAUAUUGUGCAUAAGAUGUCAAAUAUUUAAAAUCAAAAUCAAAAAAUAAUUGUAAUAAAAAAUCGUAAGGUCCCAAGUGUCACUAAAUUUCUAAAUGCCCCACUUAAAAGGAAAAGAAAUUAAAAUUCACGGUCUUUGGAAUCCGUGUACGAGCCGAGUAGGUGGCAACAGUAUGUGAACUUUGUAGACCUCACGUGUCCAGUCGAGUGCGGAGUAUGUCACAGCAGAUUCAUAGCAGACUGUUCUGAAAACAUUUUUUUUUUUUUAAGGUGGCUGAAAACAGUUUCCAGCAAUUUCCAAAGCGUAGAUUUUGAUAGGUCAUUAAAAUCACUCUAUAUCCAUUGUUGCCACAAUCAUAGUAUCAAAAAACUGCCCAAUCAUUGGUGAGAAUAUUAAUAUUGGCGUCAAUUUUGUGGCACAAUAGGUUACCAUAGCAACAGUGUUACCUGCUCAAAACACCCUGAAUUUUAGCUUGAGGCGCUUAUAACUCAAAAACGAGCUCAGUUAACCAAGUUUUUAUCAUCGAAUUGUGUUAAGCUUUAUAAGACACAAAGUUUUACAAAGUUUAAAAAAAAUAUAUGUGCCGAGGGUUCAGAAUCACCUUAAAUACAUACAUACAUACUUUAUUCGUCCCAAAAGGGCUUUUCGGAAUAAAGAUAGAAC
Messenger RNA from Orbicella faveolata, 3597 nucleotides. RefSeq lists its product as uncharacterized. The record is from RefSeq and is a predicted model, not a curated record. NCBI's taxonomy places the organism in Eukaryota, Metazoa, Cnidaria, Anthozoa, Scleractinia, Merulinidae.